UGCACCUCAUAUCACGAAAUUGAACCUCUCUACAGCUGCUCCCUUCGACCGCCCUUCCCAAAGAAGCUAUACUUCCGCCUCACCGCCGCUGCGAAGCGAGCCCCGCAUACCGAUACAAGCUUCUGAGGCUCCCACGCCGUGCGGCUUGAAAGCGGUGCGUGUAAACAAAACGCGUAACAGACUUUCUACAGCUUUGAAGAAGGGAGGGAAACGGCGAAGAACCACCCACAAUGUCUCUCCAAAGCCCCGUCACCGACCCCACGACGCCGCUCUUCAGCACCUCGCUCAUCUCGCCGGAGGUUGUGGCCCAGCUGCCCGAGGGCUAUACGUGCAGGCCGCUGCAGCGGGGCGACUAUCACAAUGGGUUUCUGGAUGUGCUGCGGGUGCUGACGACGGUGGGGGAUGUCACGGAGCAGCAAUGGAACGACCGCUACGAAUGGAUGUCGCACCGCAACGACGAGUACUUCCUGCUGUGCAUCACAGACAACGCCGCGCGCGUCGUCGGCUGCGGCGCGCUGAUCGUCGAGCGCAAGUUCAUCCACAACCUGGGCCUCGUCGGCCACAUCGAGGACAUCGCCGUCUCCAAGGACCAGCAGGGCAAGAAGCUCGGGCUGCGCAUCAUCCAGGCGCUGGACUUUGUCGCCGAGAAGGUCGGCUGCUAUAAGAGCAUUUUGGAUUGCUCGGAGGCGAAUGAGGGCUUUUAUGUUAAGUGUGGGUUUCGGAGGGCGGGGCUGGAGAUGGCGCAUUAUUAUGGGGGUGGGAAGCCGAAGGGGGGGUUGUAA
Molecule: messenger RNA, 782 nt
Organism: Trematosphaeria pertusa
Lineage: Eukaryota; Fungi; Ascomycota; Dothideomycetes; Pleosporales; Trematosphaeriaceae
Product: acyl-CoA N-acyltransferase
Exons: 2
Coding region: 231-782 (183 amino acids)
Biological process (GO): UDP-N-acetylglucosamine biosynthetic process
Cellular component (GO): endoplasmic reticulum-Golgi intermediate compartment; Golgi apparatus; endoplasmic reticulum
Molecular function (GO): glucosamine 6-phosphate N-acetyltransferase activity; monosaccharide binding
Source: RefSeq, a predicted model, not a curated record